AUGAAGCUUUCUACGAUUCUCAGUGCGCCUCUCCUCUCCGCUGCUGUCCUUGCAGGACCAGUGGCAGAGGUCCCAGCCAACACCACCGAUCCUAAUCCCGAGGCGCUUCCAAAUCUGGUUGCUCUUUUCUUCACGAUCCUGGGAGCACCAGCUUGUGCUGUAUGGCAUCCCCAUCCGACCUGCAUGACCGAGGAUGACUAA
Messenger RNA from Aspergillus fischeri NRRL 181, 201 nucleotides. RefSeq lists its product as uncharacterized. NCBI's taxonomy places the organism in Eukaryota, Fungi, Ascomycota, Eurotiomycetes, Eurotiales, Aspergillaceae. The transcript has a single exon. Bases 1 to 201 code for a protein of 66 amino acids. The record is from RefSeq and is a predicted model, not a curated record.